UAGUCUAUUGAAAAAACACCAUUCACGCUGUGACUCAUGUCUCAUGACUCAUCCAAAUCCUAAGCACGCAAACCCACCAGUCCACCACCGCUUCAAAUUAAUCCACCCACACCCAGCUUUAAAUCACAGAAUCCCCCCACACUGGCAAAAGCAGAUUUCAUUUCGCAGCUUUCCAAAUCCUCCUCCGACUCUCUCCUCCACCGACCGACGACGACCGGUCAUCUCCGUCAUUCCCGCAACUUGGGUGCUAAGUCACUAAAACCCUUUCCAUACUUGAAAACCCCUCCCCCUAUUUAAAACCCACGUAAGACUCCCUUGACCGAAUCCAACAUUCAAAAGUCGUCUCUGUCCCUCUCACCCAGAAUCUCUCUCUCCCUCUCUCUCUUCUCUUUCUUCUCUUCUUCUUGAUUCUUCCCAUGGCGGAGGACUACAUGAAGGGCUCUAUGCGCAAGCUGGCCCUCUGGUACACCCGGACCUUCAAACCCAUUAUGACCCACGACGAGCUCGAGCCCAUCAUGGCCACCUUGGGCUUCGUAUGCCGACCGGCGGCGGCUGCCUCGCCGAACUCGGCGGUCAUGUGGAAGGAGUACGUGUUCUCCGCCGCUGGAGGGUGGAGGAGCAAGUGGGGUGCCGCGAACGAGCCGCAGCUGCUGCCGAGGCCGAGGCUGCCCUACCCGAGAAUCGAUGGGCUCCACAUCUACUCCUACAGGGCUUUCCUCGAGGCCGUUAAUUUCUACCUCGAGAUGUGUGACAUCUCCGAUCUCUUCCAUAUAAGAGGAAUGCCACUCCAUGAUCUCCAUCGAAUUAAAGACCGAAACAGGAAGUGGCGAAAAAUGGAAGAAGAUGACAGUGUGUUUGUUUACAGAGAAGGAACUCUGGAUCAAGCAACAUUCAAUCUGUAUCACUCUCCCAAGACCAUCAGCAAUAACGCCCAUAAUAACAGCAAUGGCGGUGGCGACCACAAUUCAAUCGUUAUUCGGGAGAAAGGAAAUAAUACCCCAACCAGCUGCAUUGUUCCUUUGAAAGAUAUCAUAGUAUGAGUGUCAUAAAUCUCCAUGAAUGUUGGAAAUUUUGAAGAAUAGAAGUAAAACAAAACCUCACAGUGAUAUUCAUUUUAUAAAGUAAGAACCUUGUUUUCCUCCUUUACUCA
This is a messenger RNA of Rosa rugosa (rugosa rose), 1150 nucleotides long. RefSeq lists its product as uncharacterized. The transcript has 2 exons. The coding region runs from base 417 to 1040 and encodes 207 amino acids. The record is from RefSeq and is a predicted model, not a curated record. Lineage: Eukaryota; Viridiplantae; Streptophyta; Magnoliopsida; Rosales; Rosaceae.